Messenger RNA from Paramecium sonneborni, 1356 nucleotides. The record is from the annotation of a GenBank genome assembly. NCBI's taxonomy places the organism in Eukaryota, Ciliophora, Oligohymenophorea, Peniculida, Parameciidae.
AUGUAAAAAGUUAUACUAAAAACUAAAAUAUUUAGUGGGAUUUUAAUUCUACUUUCAGUAAAAAUAGCUGUGUUAGCAUUAAUUUUAGCUAGAGAAACAAGUGAUAUAGAAAUUAAAAUAUAUGGAACUUUAUUUGGGAUAACAGCAUUUUUAUUUAUGUCGAUAAACUUUUAUGUAUUUUAUCUAUUGCAAACUAUUAAUGUGAUGAAUGCAGAAAUAAAUAAUAUUAAUUGUUUUUCAUCAUGGAUUAUGCUGCAUAAAUCAAUUCUAAAUAAUACCGAUUUUUGGUUUUCAAAAUAUCUCUUGAAAUGCUUAAUUAUUAUAAUAUUUUAUUACAGUUUGCAAUUUCGUUAUGUUGCUUUUGCCGUACCUAAAAUUAUUAUAAUUAGUUUGGAAUACACAAUUUUAUUUGUAUUCUUUAUUAUCAGUUUGUUUAUUGGUUCCAUAAUGCAAUUAUACUUACUGAUAUAGCUGAUGAUAAUGCUAGUUGAUUUUAAAGAGUAUUCUAAAAAUAUUGUUUACAUUUAUCAUAUAAAGGAUUCAUUAUAAGAGGAAUAGUCAUAUAAAAGAAAGAUUACAUUAAUAUCAAUAAUCUUUACUCUUGGUUCUAUAGGAUAUUAUGGUUUAAAAUUAGCAUUAUAUAUUUUGAUAGUCAAAAAUAAUGAUAUAGAAAUUAAUAAUAAAGUAUAUUCAAUAAUUGUAUCAAUUUUGAAUGUUAGUUGCAUAAUGUUAAGUUUAUAAAUAUUUAGAGAACUCAAAAUUAUUUAUCAACGAAUUUCAAAUACUUCAGAUGUUAUAAUAUAUAAUUUAAAUAUCCAUUGUUUUACAGGAUGGUUUAUAUUAAUUAAAUCAUUGAUUUUUAGUAAGAAAUUCAGAUUUUGGAGAAUUUUUAUAUUCAUUUUAUUGUACAUCUAAACAAUUUAUGGAUUAAUUAUAUUUCCUUAUCAUUAAAUUAAUAAUAUAUCUAUAAAAUAAAUGUAUUGUCUAGAAUCAUAUUUAUAUUAUGAUACUGCAAUAUUGGUUGUUCUGAUAUUUACAUAAUUAAUUGAAUCGUUUGCCAGAAUCAUUCAUUAAGUUAAAAAAAAAAAUCUUGAGUAUUAACUAGAAGAUCAUAGAGCAUGUGAAUAAAUUAAUUAUAGUAAAUUGCAAAUUUGUCAAUUGCAGUAUCAGAACAAACAAAUGAAAUUGGAACAAUCUAAAAUCAACUUAAUCUUGAAAAUUUAGUAGAAAAUGCAUAAAAAGAUUAUGGAGAAUGUUGCUUUUGUCUUGAUAAAAUUAUUAAAGGGUAAAGAGUGCAUAAAUUAAAAUGUCAUUCCUCUCAUGUUUUCCAUUAUUACUGUAUAUCAAUAUGGUUGA